CCGCGUCCAGCUCAGAGCCGAGCAGUCUGUGGGCGCCUGCCGCAGGGAUUCCUUCUGCCGGAGCCGAGCCGUUAUAUAAGGGGAGAAGAGGCACGCUCCCCUCUUCCUUUUACUGAUGGCAUCCUCCAGCGCCUAAAGCGGUGCAGGCGCCAGGACCCGGGCGAUGCCAUGUUACGUUGUCGCGGGGGGGCUGAGGAGAGAAGUUUGCGCGGCUCCUGCAUCAUUCAGCCGUAAGGUGAUUAGUGGGAUUUCCUUCCAGACGGAGUAGAUUGUGCGUCAUGAUCGCCUCAUGCAGUCACGACAGAUCGUGAUCGGCCGCGGUGGGCGACGGGCCAUGGAGCAGCUGCCUCUAACAUGAGACUCAAGUGCCCAAACUUUGCUGCUGGCCACGCAUGCAGCAGCCGGAGGGGAUUAGAGCGCAACAGUUCUCCGUGCUGCCGGCUCGUGCCCCCCUGCUCCCGAUAAGCGUCUCCGGCCGCCCCCUCCCCCGUGGCCAGGAUGAAAGUGUUCCGCAGGAAGGCGAUCAUCCUCUGCCUGGGCUACAUCCUGCUGCUGGUCCUCACCAUGCUCAACCUGAUGGACAAAUGGCACAAGGAGCCCCAGCAGUGCAAUGACCAGGUGAGGUACACCCCCUACCAGACCCGCUCCGACAUCCGCUACCUGUACCGACCCUCCCCACCUCGGAAGAGGCAGCUGGUCUAUGUCUUCACCACCUGGAGGUCCGGAUCCUCCUUCUUCGGGGAGCUCUUCAACCAGAACCCGGAGGUUUUCUUCCUCUAUGAGCCAGUGUGGCAUGUCUGGCAGAAGCUGUACCCUGGAGAUGCCAUGUCUCUGCAGGGUGCUGCCCGGGAUCUCCUCAGCGCCCUCUACCGGUGUGACUUGUCUGCCCUCCAGCUGUAUAACACUGCAGGGGCAAAGAACAUCAGCACCUUGGGCAUCUUUGGAGCUUCCACCAACAAGGUCAUCUGCUCCACCCCUAUAUGUUCGGCCUAUAAGAAGGAUGUGGUGGGUUUAGUGGAUGAUAAAGUGUGCAAGAAAUGUCCUCCUCAAAGCCUGAGCAUGCUGGAGGAAGAGUGCCACAAAUACAACACCAUAGUCAUUAAAGGGGUAAGGAUUUUUGACAUCAACGUGCUGGCCCCAUUGAUGGUAGACCCUUCCCUGGACUUGAAGGUCAUCCAUUUAGUUAGGGAUCCCCGGGCAGUUGCCAACUCCAGGAUUAAGUCUAGACAUGGAUUGAUUCGAGAGAGUCUUCAGGUGGUUCGUAGUAGAGACCCCAGGAUUCGUAGGGUUCCUUUUAUAGAUCCUGGACACAAACUUAACAAAAAGGAUGGUUCUGACUAUCAUGCCAUAGGUGCCAUGGAGGUAAUAUGUAGCAGCAUGGGCAAGACCCUAAUGACUGCGCUCCACCCCCCGAGCUGGCUCAAGGGUAACUACAUGGUAGUUAGAUACGAGGAUCUUGUUAUGGAUCCCAUUAAGACAGUAAGACAGGUCUAUGGAUUUGUCAACCUAUCAGUAAGUCCAGAGAUUGAGAAAUUCUCACUGAACAUGACUAGUGGCACAGGCUAUUCAUCGAAACCGUUUGUGGUAUCUGCUCGCAAUGCCACCCAAGCUGUUAGUGCUUGGAGAACAUUACUUACUUUUCUGCAGAUAAAGCAGGUGGAAGAGUAUUGCCAGGUCCCAAUGGACCUUUUGGGUUACCAAACAGUUGGCAGUCAAGAAGACGUCAAAGACUUUAGCAAGUCGUUGCUUAGGAAGCCCAUGCUAUGAAGACAGUCUUUAGGAUUGAUUGACACAAUGCCUGCAAAAACCAUACCUGACAACUACUGUACCAAAAGUCUGUUACUGUACAUUAAUGUAUUGUGGUAAACUAUGGGUUCUCUUUCCUGCAGUUUAUCUUCUUUCUUCUGGGGGUACCUUUUGAUGGUCUUUAGCUUGCACUCUAUUUAACGUGUCCUCAGGACUCACUAACACGGCAGGUUACAGCUAACAGUUAGGUCUGGGUCAGUCACUGUUUUAAUUCCUUCUUUAUUUAGUGUGUCCUGAGGACCAUGUGCAGAGUUAUCUACAGUUUGUUGUCCAUAAAAUAAUUAUCUGGAGCUAGAUCUAUUAGUGAUGAUUAUCUUGUGGCCUCCAACUAUUGUCCUCCCAAAAAGGGGGGGUUUAGCCUGUUCCAUCGUAUUGAUAGUUUUUUGCUGCUGACUCACAUGUUGGUUAUAUAGUUUGCAAGUUUGUUCGCCUUCAGAAAACAAAAAAGUACAUUGAUCUUUUGUCUCCAAACAUACAAGUACCUACAUUGCAUGAAUGGUCCUUCAGAGCUGUAGGGAAAACCCAGUGGCGGAGUUGGUAAAUGUUACCAUUACUGUUAAUAAAAGUCAAUAAUUUAUGACCAUUUUUGGAAAGUG
Messenger RNA from Bufo gargarizans (Asiatic toad), 2402 nucleotides. RefSeq names its product carbohydrate sulfotransferase 2 (gene CHST2). The coding region runs from base 499 to 1767 and encodes 422 amino acids. Gene Ontology annotation, cellular component: Golgi membrane. Lineage: Eukaryota; Metazoa; Chordata; Amphibia; Anura; Bufonidae. The record is from RefSeq and is a predicted model, not a curated record. Gene Ontology annotation, biological process: sulfur compound metabolic process; N-acetylglucosamine metabolic process; carbohydrate metabolic process. Gene Ontology annotation, molecular function: N-acetylglucosamine 6-O-sulfotransferase activity. The transcript has a single exon.